Messenger RNA from Dimorphilus gyrociliatus, 923 nucleotides. NCBI's taxonomy places the organism in Eukaryota, Metazoa, Annelida, Polychaeta, Dinophilidae. The record is from the annotation of a GenBank genome assembly.
GCAGUUGGUAAGCGUCUGGCGGCCUUACGCUACGGCGAUUUAUAGUGCGCAAUUUUUUUUUGCUUUCAAAAUUUAUUCAAAAAACAAGAAAAGUAGAUAAAACAUGGCUUUUCAAAACGGAAAAAUUCUCAUAUCUGUUGAUCCAUAUGAAGAUGCGGAAAAUUCUUUCGAUUGGUAUACAAAAUAUUUGCACCAUCCAAGCAACGAGAUCGUUGUCCUUCACGUUCCCGAGGGAUUUGACUUGGACAAAGCCCAAAAAGAUCUUGCAAAGAGUGGACAAAUGAAGGAGUCUAUGGAAAAGACUUAUUCGAAAAUAACCGAAUUGGAAGAAAGAUAUAACCAUAAACUUCAUACAGGUGGGUUAAAAGGCCGAGUGAUAAGCGUACCGAGUAAGAGCGCUGGGAAAACAAUAAUAGAGGUUGCUAAAGAAGAGGCUGCCUUUGCUAUAGUAAUGGGUACCAGAGGAAGAAAUAAACUACAAAAAGCCCUUCUGGGUAGUGUUUCUGAUUUCGUUGUGAAAAAUGCCGAAGUUCCCGUAAUUGUUGUUAGACGACCCGAAUUCAAGUAAAAGUAUUUCAAGAUAUUUCGUUUGUGGAUAUUAAAUUUCUGUCCCUUUAACUAUUUUGAUGUUUUGAAGAUUAUAUUUGCAUUAAGAAAAUAGAAUAAAGACUUGCGGGUGGUACCUUGGCCGUUUAUAUAUCAAAUAUUUGAAUAUACAGCAUAUAUGUAUACAUUUAUAUAUAUAUAUCUAUAUAUAUAUAUAUUUAUAACUAUAUUAUCCAUAUAUAUUAACUGGUCUCGUAACUCUCGUGUGUAUCACUUACGGUAUGAAUGAGUACAAAUAGUGAUUUAACCUGUUUAGAAAACAUUUGUAUUGGACGAAAUAAAUCAAAUUAUACGUGUUGACGAUCAAAAGAUCGGCG